Molecule: messenger RNA, 3234 nt
Organism: Ornithodoros turicata
Lineage: Eukaryota; Metazoa; Arthropoda; Arachnida; Ixodida; Argasidae
Exons: 1
Coding region: 1-3234 (1077 amino acids)
Biological process (GO): DNA integration
Molecular function (GO): nucleic acid binding; zinc ion binding
Source: RefSeq, a predicted model, not a curated record
AUGGAGGAUCAGCAGAAAGAGUCCCAGGUGGUGGUGGUUGCGGAGACGGCUCCUAGUGAGGCUAGUUCUAUGACGUCAGGGAGUGAGGAGAUGAGAUUGAUGGAGAUGAGGAUUAAGCUAGCUGAGAUUGAAAUGCAGCGCCAGCAGCUGGUAGUAGAAUCACAGCGUCUAGCUUUGGAAGGAGCCAGUGCCCAUCGGGGUACGACGGUCACUAGUGGGGAGGAAGAUAGAAUGCUCAAAUUUGCAAAUUUGUUGAAGGGCGUACUUUCGCCAAUGCCGACUCAGGAGUCGCUCGUGCCCGGGUGGUUUGAGGACGUGGAAGCCACUCUAGAAGCAUAUAAUGUGCCUAAAGAAUGGCGGGCCGGUUUGGUGCUGCCGCUGCUUAGCGAGAGAGCAAGAGCGUUACUGACAAGACUGUCUUCGGUAGAGAGAACGCAGUACGAUAAAUUGAAGUCCAAAAUUCUUGAGGGCCUGCGACUAUCGACGGCUGAGUACAGACGUCUCUUCCUGCAAUCCAGGCGAAGUGGCAAGGAAACCUGGGAUCAGUUUGCCGUAAGGAUAGAAAACUAUCUGAGUUAUUACCUGCGCAGCUGUAAUGUGAAAAGCAUGGAAGAGCUGCAACAGUUGAUGGUAGUGGACCGUUUGAAAGAAUGCCUAACCCCAGAAGCGCGGGCGCAUAUAAUCCUUAAUGGUGGUGAAGGUCUUUUGAAGCCCAGCGAUCUGGCAAAGAUGGCUGAGAAUUUUGAUGAAAGUCUCAAGUGCAAAACGAAUAGUAGCGGAAACACUGUUCCUAAUAAGCAUCGUGAGACUGUCAGUAGCAAAGCUAAAUUGGACAGCAGCUUGAGACCUAACACGUCUCACGCGGGAGUGAGACCCAAGAAGGGGGGUUGUUAUGGGUGCCAUUCACCUGAUCAUAUUCUGAAGGACUGCCCGCAACGAAAAAAAGAACCGAAAGCGCAAACAAAUGCAGUCAGUGUAGCUACUGUGCCGGAGGACAAUGUGUUGGUUGCACGAGUAGCUGUACCUAUAGCAGAUAGGAAAUUAAGCCACGAGCCGGCAGACGGUAGUGACAAGCUGCACUUUAAUAAGCUACAGGAGGUGCAACUAAAAAAUAGUGGCAGCACGUUCACUGCAUAUGUGGACUCGGGAGCGGAGAUAUCAGUGAUAAAGAGGUCAUCGGUGAGCAAAUAUGAUACAUCUGGAUCUACGUUAAAACUAAUAGGCGCGUUUGGAGAAGUAAAAACGGCCGAGUUGGCAUACGUACCUCUCAGAUUGGCUAUGAGCGCCACAUAUGUAUCGUCGGAACAAGCCGAUCCCGUCUUCCUGUGUGCAUUAGUUGACAGAUUAGCUGAGGGCACCUCUGCGCUAAUAACACCUGAUGUGUAUGAGCAGCUUCGGCGUACGUUUGAUCCAUCCGUUACCCCUAAUAAAGGAGAAUGUGUGAAAGAUGAUACAGUAGUCAGGGGUACUCUGUUAACAGAAGUAGACGAUAUAAACUCUGAUGAGGAAGACAACGGACUUGUCGAAGAGGAUGACCUGGCACCGCGCAUCUCUAGCUUGCAAGUGGUACACAGUCGGAACACCGAAAGGCAGAGUAGUCGGGCGGAGUUCAUAGAACUACAAAAGAAUGACCCAACGUUAGCGGACGCAUGGGAUCAAGCGCGUGAGGGAACGCAUGGUAUGACGAUCAUCGAUGGCCUACUUUAUCAUCAGGACAGCAUAAAUGGCCACACUUGUAAACAACUAGUCCUACCGGAGGAAAAGCGCGCAGAAGUCUUGCAGUUAGCGCACGACAUACCGUGGGCUGGGCACCUGUCACAGAAAAAGACUUUGCAGCGAAUAAAGGGCUCCUUCUACUGGCCUGGAAUUAGUGGAGAGGUAAAGCGCUAUUGCCAAAGCUGCCAUGGUUGCCAAAUUAAGUCUCCUGCUCGAUGGUCGGACAAAGUACCGAUGACACCGAUUGCACGACCUAGCGUACCUUUCCAAGUAGUUAAUAUGGACUGCAUAGGACCAAUAGAUCCGCCGUCGUCUAAGGGACACAAGUAUGCGCUUUGUGUAGUGGAUCUUUGUACUCUGUGGCCCGAGGUAGUAUGCCUGCGAACACUGACGGCCAAAGCUGUAUGUAGUGCUCUACUUGAAAUCUUCGCACGGUUAGGCGUACCCGAAACCAUAUGCUGCGAUAACGGAACGAACUUUACAGCAAAGCUCACAAGGGAGUUUCUAGAGCGAAUGGGAUCCACACCCAGAUUUUCUACCCCUGACCACCCUCAGAGUAAUGGCUUAGUUGAGCGGAGGAACGGGACGUUUAAACCCAUGCUGUUCCACGUAGUUGAGGAAUACGGUAGAGACUGGGAUAAACACGUGCCUUUCUUACUGUGGGCGUACCGGGAGGUCCCUAAUGUAACAACGGGGGAGUCCCCAUUCGAAAUGAUGUACGGAAGAUCUCCGAAUGGGCCGCUGUCUAUACUACAAAAGACCUGGACGGAAGAAUGGACCGUUCCAAAUGAGCUAAACAAACCGGCCAGUGAGUACUUAGCAGAACUCCGGCAUAAGAUAAAUGUCGCUGAUGAAAGAGCACGCGCGGCAGUCGCCGAGAGUCAGGAGCGGAGUAUCACGCACUACAACCUACGCACUAGGGACAAACAGUUUUCUGACGGUGAUCAAGUUAUUUGGUUUGACGACAACAAUGGGGGCAAACUAAGACCGAAGUGGACAGGUCCCGCGACGAUCCUCGAGCGCACGCGGCCAUACUCGUAUCUGAUUGAGUUUGAAGAUGGUAACCGAAAAACUGUGCACGCUAACAAACUCAGGCCAUACUAUGCAAGAGCGAACACGGUAGGCGUUAUCUUUGACGAGGAUAAUGAUUUUGGGAAAGUAGAAUGGGUUCCUAGAAGAGAAAAUGGAAGUCAGGAGCUAACGCUGACUACAGAUGACUUGACUCAUCAGCAAUUGGAAGAACUAAGGUCAGUUAUCAACAAGUACAAAGAUGUCUUUGGGCAGACCCCAGGAAGAUGUAAAAUAGGAUACCAUUCAAUCAAGGUUAAGACCGGUGCAGAACCGCAGAAGGCCUAUCCUUAUCGAAUACCAAUGGCACUUCGGAAGGAGGUAGAGAAGCAGAUUCAUGAACUGCUGGAGUGGGGCUUAAUCUAUCCCGUUGAAAGCAAAUAUGCACAUCCGAUCGUGUGUGUAUCCAAAAAGGACGGGGGGGUCUAUGUGUUGAUUAUAGGAAAUUAA